UUAUCAUAAACCCCCACUCUCACCCAACAAAACCUAGGGUUUAUCCUCCUCUCAUCACAAGAUGGCCGGUCGAACCCUAAUCUCAAAGCUCUCCCCUCUCCUCGCCACCCGAAUCCCCGUCCUCCGCCUGCGCCCCCUCGUCGCCGCCUCCUCCAUCCUCCUCCGAUCCUCCGCCGCCUCCGUCGCCAGCCUCCGAUCGUUCUCGUCUCGGCCGACGACGUCGCUCUCUCACGACUCGUCGCCGAACUGGAGCAAUCGGCCGCGAAGGGAGACGAUUCUCCUCGAUGGAUGCGAUUUCGAGCACUGGCUUGUUGUUUUGGAGCCGCCGGAGCCUAGUGCGACGAGGGAUGAGAUUAUUGAUUCGUACAUCAAAACCCUAGCUCAAGUUGUUGGAAGCGAGGAAGAAGCAAGAAUGAAAAUCUAUUCAGUAUCAACAAAGCAUUAUUUUGCUUUCGGUGCCCUAGUUUCUGAGGAGCUCUCUUAUAAGAUUAAAGCUUUGCCAAAGGUUCGCUGGGUUCUUCCUGAUUCAUACUUGGAUGUGAAGAACAAAGAUUAUGGAGGAGAACCAUUCAUCAAUGGAGAAGCUGUUCCAUACGACCCCAAGUACCACGAGGAGUGGGUGAGGAACAACGCACGAGCCAACGAGAGAUCUCGUCGCAAUGACAGGCCCCGGAAUUUUGACCGCUCUAGGAAUUUUGAGAGGAGGAGAGAGAACAUGCAAAAUCGACCGAUGCAGAACCAAGAUUUCCAAGGCCGUUCAAACCCACCACCACCACCAGCACAACAAAAUGCUGCAGCGUUCAAUCAAAUGCCUAAUAAUAACGCACCAUCACAGCCACCACCCAACAUGGGAUACCAGAACCAAAUGCCUAAUAGCAAUGUUCCACCAUCACAGCCGCCUCCACCCAAUGGAGGUUACCAGAACCAGAUGCCUAAUAGCAAUGCUCCACCAUCACAGCCGCCUCCACCUAGUGGAGGUUACCAGAACCAGAUGCCAAACCCUGGUUAUCAGGGAGGCGCCCCGGUUUAUCAAGGUCAAGCCCCCCCUGCUUAUCAAAAUCAACAAGGAUAUCAGGGAGGAAGUCCCGGUUAUCAGGGAGGCGCGCCUGGUUAUCAGGGAGGGAACUCCGGUUAUCAGGGUGGACGCCCUGCUUAUCAGGGUGGCAGCCCACCUUAUCAAGGAGGAGACUCUGGCUACCAAGGUCACCAAGGAGGUAAUAUGCCUAAUUACCAAUCUACCCCUUACCCAGGAGGCAACUCGAGUAAUUAUCAGGGAGGCGGUGGUCCUGCUUAUCAAGUAAGAGAUGAGCCUGUUAGAGAUUAGUAGAUUUAAGAUAAAUGCAGAGUUUAGUAGUACUUUGUGGUGCUUUUCUUUUGAACGAGGUAACUUGAUGUCAAUGUUCCAAACGUGACGUGUAGUGUAGAUUUGUGCCGCGUGUUUGCUUUUGAUAAUUGGGAAUAUAGUUCUGGGGCUUGAUGCUAUUAUGUCAGGUAGACCAAUGAGCAUGAUUUGUAUCGAGCCAGUUGCUGCACAUUGAUAUGGUGGUUGUGAUAAUUUGGUACGUUAUAUUUUCAACGAGUAUGCUGGUUCUAUAAUCAUGUGCAUCUCCCUACAUUUGCUCUGAGCUUCUGUAUGGCGUUGAUAUCUGGGUAUCAAGAACGCUGGGUGGAAUGAGUUCUGCGGGGUCUAUAUUUCCCUUUGAACCUGGUGCAGCUUCUUAUGAAGCUUAGUUUAGUGCUUUCUUCUUUAUUAUUAUUACUA
This is a messenger RNA of Asparagus officinalis (garden asparagus), 1762 nucleotides long. Its product is annotated as multiple organellar RNA editing factor 8, chloroplastic/mitochondrial-like. The record is from RefSeq and is a predicted model, not a curated record. Lineage: Eukaryota; Viridiplantae; Streptophyta; Magnoliopsida; Asparagales; Asparagaceae. Gene Ontology annotation, cellular component: mitochondrion. Gene Ontology annotation, biological process: cytidine to uridine editing; mitochondrial mRNA modification.